This is a messenger RNA of Schistocerca piceifrons (Central American locust), 799 nucleotides long. RefSeq lists its product as uncharacterized. The transcript is spliced from 7 exons. The record is from RefSeq and is a predicted model, not a curated record. The coding region runs from base 14 to 388 and encodes 124 amino acids. Lineage: Eukaryota; Metazoa; Arthropoda; Insecta; Orthoptera; Acrididae.
GGCUAACAACAACAUGCGGCCUGCUGUAAGGAUGAGUAUGGAAGGAAUGGCAACCAACAACAUGAAGCCCAAUGUAAGGAUGAAUAUGGAAGGAGUGACAAACACCAACAUGAAGCCUGCUGCAAGGAUGAAUAUGGAAGGAAUGCAGAGGAUUAAUGCAGAUUAUUUGGACCUGAGAGGCACGACUAUGGGUGGAAUGCAGUGGCUUAAUGCAGAUUAUUUGGACCUGAGAGGCACGACUAUGGGUGGAAUGCAGAGGAUUAAUGCAGAUUAUUUGGACCUGGGAGGCACGACUAUGGGUGGAAUACAGAGGAAUAAUGCACACUAUUUGGAGCUGGGAGGCACGACUAACGGUGGUAAGUGUUUAUUACAUCAUUUGGCUUUCUGAUGUACUCCAUCUACUCAAUUAGAAACAAGAAUAUUACCAGUGCAACAGCAGUGUUUCAUGCAUGUUGGUACUUGUCAAUAGCAACCAAGAGUAUUUUUUACAUCCAUGACAAAAUGGACAGGUUUCCUACACCUGAAACAAAUCUCAGAAGUUUAUUAUGUGAACCAAAUACCUAUCAGGGUGUAACAGCGAUUUCAUCCUUUACAUUGUCAUUUGAAGGAACACAAAUCUACGACUCAUUUCCCUUUUAAAAUUCGAAAUUUCAAAAAGACUCGCUAAUUCUGAGUUGCAAAAUCUGGGUAAGUAGCCUACUGUUCUUCUUCAUUCCUACUUUGACUGUGCAGACCCUAAUUAUGGGACAUCUUACACAGGUACUAUUUAUUUAUAUCACUGCAUGCUGAUACUUGUAUU